AUGUCUGAACUAUCUGGUCAAUGUGAAGAUGAAUUAUGUUUAAAAGAAUCUAGUCCUAUAUCAAUACGUGUAUUUCCAUGUUUAUAUCAUUGUAAAAAAAUGUUAUGUAUCAAACAUUUAUCUGAACAUGAUAAAUAUAUUGAAAAACAAAUACAAUUUCAAAAACAAUUAGAAGAGUUAUGGAAUAAUUAUAUUUCAAUAUUUAAUGAAGAUAAAAUACAAAAAGAAUUUCAAAAAUUAAAAAUUAAACUUGAAAAUUAUCAAAAAUUAAGUAAAGAUAUUAAGAAUUUAUUAUUAAUUAAUCAUUUUCAUGAUUCAAUGGAGAAUAAUCAAAAACUUCAAAUGGCUAUUGAAACAGUACAGAAAGCUAUUGAACAAGAAAAUCGAUCAAAAUCAAUUAUUUGUGAUAUUCAUCCAAAAAUCGAAUCAGUUAUGAAUGAUGAAGAAGAAAAUCAAGCAGCUAUCGAUUAUGGUUCUGAAACCAUCGAGUCUUUUCCUUCAAUAUUGAAUGCUGAUGGAAAUUCACCUCCAACGGAACAAGAGAACGAAUAUUUGCAACUCACUGACGAAUCUGAUGGUUAUAGAAAUUCAAUUGAAUUAGAAAAUGAAGAUAAUACAAUGGAAGAUAGUUCACUUAGAGAUGAAAGUAAUGAAACACCAAAAAGAAAUCUUAGUGCAUCAAAAAUACGUGGUUAUUGUCCAUUAACACAAGAUGGUGUCUUUGGUAUUAAUUGUCAUUUACAUGGAAUAAAUUUAUGUUCAAGAAAAUCUCAUAACAAUCAACGUACAUAUCGUUUACACGAACAUUUUCUUCGUGUUCAUCAUUUAACUUCAUUAGCAUCACUUACACUUGCUCGAGCUAUUCAUUCAGGCCAAGAUCCAAUGACAACACAAUUAUUUAAUGAUAAUCAUAUUAUUUUAAAUAUUGACGAAUUACGUACAGUUUUUUGUCCAAUAAAUAAACCUUUUAUAAAUUAUCCAUUACUUCAUAUAGUUAAUUCACCAUGUGAUACAAUCAAACAAGUACGACAUCUUAAAGAUCAUCUUAAACGUGUACAUAAAUUUACAAAUAAAGCAGCUAAUAUUAUUAUUAAAGCAGUGAAAGCUGAUGCACCAAUACAUAAAAUUCAAUUUCCACGAUGGAUUGAUAUUAUUGAAGAUGAUUAA
Rotaria sordida is the source of this 1167-nucleotide messenger RNA. NCBI's taxonomy places the organism in Eukaryota, Metazoa, Rotifera, Eurotatoria, Philodinida, Philodinidae. The record is from the annotation of a GenBank genome assembly.